GAUAGCGCAUCUGUCGGAAUCGCGAAGAGAUUCGCUACAAGAUACUCCUUUGGGAGAUGUGCCUAAAGAUUUGCCGGACCAGCCAGCUGAGAAAACAGUGGCAGAAGUGCAGUGCUCGGAUGUGGACAUAGAUGCGACGGCACAAAGCUGGUGGUCGGAGGGGAGAAGAUUGGUGAUCCAGCGCUGCAGCCCUGGCGCGCUGAGCUUGCAGAAGUGGCAUCGCGUGGAGGAGGUGAGGCAUUGCAAUCGACUUGAGCAUUAUCUUCAUUCCUUUCGGCAGAGGUUUCCUGGCACACUGGAUUGCGAUGCUUUGGUCAAUAAGGCUGGUAGCAGACGCAGAGAUCCGGUGCUGCCGCGCUUGUCCAAUAGACAAGUGCAAUCGCACUGGAAGUGA
Molecule: messenger RNA, 394 nt
Organism: Effrenium voratum
Lineage: Eukaryota; Dinophyceae; Suessiales; Symbiodiniaceae
Source: the annotation of a GenBank genome assembly